Messenger RNA from Scophthalmus maximus (turbot), 1650 nucleotides. RefSeq names its product zona pellucida-like domain-containing protein 1. The record is from RefSeq and is a predicted model, not a curated record. Gene Ontology annotation, cellular component: cell surface. The transcript has a single exon. NCBI's taxonomy places the organism in Eukaryota, Metazoa, Chordata, Actinopteri, Pleuronectiformes, Scophthalmidae. The coding region runs from base 93 to 1253 and encodes 386 amino acids.
ACAAACUGAGAAGAUCUACCAGCCUUCAGCAGCAGAGUCAAGAUUUCGGAGAUCAGAGAUCAACAAAUUCAAGGCGAAGCCGAAGAACAAAAAUGAAGAUUCUUUUACUUUUACUCACCUUGAUAGUCAAAAGUAGUCAGCUAACACUGAAUGAGUGUGGAGCAGAAGCAAGGCGGCCACAGGCCAAUGAUAUCGCAGUGCAGUGUGGUACUUCAUCCAUUAGUCUGGCGGUCCAAAUCUGCCCAGUCGUCUACACUGGCUACAACGAGACCCUGCUGAUCCUGAACUCUAUAUUGGACACAACCUGCAGAGCAACCCUUGAUGAAUCUGUGAGUCCACCUGUUGCUCGGUUCAACUUCCCCUUAAAUACGACCCAAGCCUGUGGAAGCGUAUUCCGGACUACCAGUUCCGCCGGAACAGGUAUAUUCUCAGACUUCUCCAACAUCCAGACGGUCAACAUCAGCGGCAUAGUUCGGUCUGUUGAUCUCACGACAGGCACAGUCACUUACAACGCUGAGCUGAAGUACUACUACUCUUGCGCCUAUCCCUUAGAGUAUCUGAUCAACAACACCCAGAUAGAUGUGUCAUCUUCCUCCAUUGCAAUCAAGGACAACAAUGGGAGUUUCAUCAGCACCCUGAGCAUGGAGCUGUUCAGUGACAGCCAAUACACAAUACCGAUGGUCAUUCCACAGCUGGGGAUUGAAUUGAGGACCAAGGUAUAUGUUGAGGUCAAGGCCACCAACUUGACAGGCCAGUACCAUGUCUUGCUUGACCGGUGCUAUGCAUCCAUCUCGCCACUGCCCUCCAACUCCAGCUUCUUCAACCUGCUCGUCCCCUGCUCCAAGGAUCAGUUCACCACCAUUAUUGAGAAUGGAGACAGCCAGAGCUCCCGCUUCCACUUCCCGGCCUUCCGCUUCAUCGAGCAGCAGGACGAGACGGUGUCCACCUACCACCUCCACUGCAUCACCCGGCUUUGUGAGAAGAGCACCUGCACUACAUUCAAGAAAUGCAGCAACCGGAGGAAACGAAACACCCUGGACACAUCUGAAGAGGGUAUAAGCAAAACUUACACAAUCACCUCUCGAGAGAUCAUCACCAAAGCCAAGACUGCCGAGUCCAAAGAGGAACCCCUCCUUGCAGAGGAAGGAGAUGAAUCCACCGUAGGGCUCGGUGUGGCUGUUGGCGUUCUCACUGUUGCUUGCCUUAUUGGCGUCAGUGUUGCAGCUGUAUUUUACAAAAGGCUCAGGAACUAAGGAGGUACCAGUGAGCUGAAAUGCAGAGUACUUGCAUAAGGCCUAUGGGCCAAACAAUUUGCGAGGUGUAGUGUAUCUGCACCCUCAUUUUAGUUUUCUGGUGGAGGACUGGGCUCAGCUCAUCAACACAUCUGUUGGGAGAUCUCUGUCUGUCAGUUACUGUAGUCCUAAUUGUGUAUCAUUCCUGGAGAGAUAGUUGGGAGAACGGCGCAUCUUUAGAGGAUUCAGUAGAUUUUUGUUAGUGUCAUACAUUCCUUAUACCUUAAAUGGACAAAUAGAAGCUUUUAGUGUUAAUGCCUGUCCGCACUUUAUAAGCUUUGAAAAAAAAAAUUCAUAGGGGUAAAAGAAUGGGAACUGGAGGGUAAAAUAUAGAAGAAAGAAAAAAACAGAAAAAUCU